AUGCCGCGCGCCGCGGUACGGGAGGAGACGGUCAAGCUGGAGGCGGAUGUGGCGGCGCCCACCGAGGCGCACCUCGACGAUGAGGCGCGCCUGAGGCAGCUGGGCUACAAGCAGGAGCUGCGGCGGGAGCUCAACCUGCUGCGCAACUUUGCGGUGUCGUUCGGGCUGCUCUCCAUGUUGACUGGACUGGGCGGGUUCUACUACAUCGGAUUCACCUAUGGCGGCCCUGUGGUGGUGAUCUGGGGCUGGAUCCUCAUCGUGACGAUGACGCUGACCAUCGCCCUCAGCAUGGCCGAGAUCUGCUCUACCCUUCCCUCCACCGGCGGCGUGUACUACUGGGCGGGUGUCCUGGGCGGCAAGCAGGGCCCUCUGUGGUCGUGGAUGAAUGGGUGGUUCAACCUGCUGGGCCAGGUGGGCAUCACGGCGGGCGUGGAGUGGACCGUGGUCAACUACCUCACCCAGCUCAUCAACAUCUUCCGCGGCCCCGAGGAGGAGCCCUUUUCCUUCACAAAAGUCCAGUUCUGGCUCCGCGUGUCGGACAGCCAGCAGGGCGCGGGCCGCUUCUGCUCCCGCUUCUACCCCGUGGAGCGCACCUGCUACGCGUCCAUGGAGAAGAUCGAGGAGCUGGCGGCGCAGGUGGUACGGGACCACUUCCCGGCAGAUGCGCAGGAACCCAUAGAGUUUGCCGUUGUGUACGACGCCCGCGCCGCGCCGCCGCUGGACCGAAUGGAGGUCAUCAACGCCUUUGCCACGCGCGUGCCGGCGCCCCACAAGGUCAACCUGGGCGCCCCCCACAAGGCCAUCCUGGUGAAUGUGGUCAAGGGGGUGUGCGGGGUGGCGGUGGUGGAGCGCUUCAAGGAGCUGUGCCGCUACAACAUCCGCACGCUGGCGCUGCCAGAGGAGGAGCGUGAGGCGCAGCGUGAGGCGCAGCGGCAGCAGAGCAAGGCAGAGGCGGCGCCCGCCGCGGCGGCGGCGCCGCCGGUGGAGGAGGGGCAGGCAGCGGAGGCGGCAGAUGCUGCUGCGGCGGGUGGGGUGACGGCGCAGCAGCAGGCAGGUGCGGAGCAGCAAGAGCAGCAAGAGCAGCAAGCGGCGGGCCAGCAGGAAGAGGAGGAGCCGCAGGCCGCUGCCUGA
Molecule: messenger RNA, 1131 nt
Organism: Chlorella variabilis
Lineage: Eukaryota; Viridiplantae; Chlorophyta; Trebouxiophyceae; Chlorellales; Chlorellaceae
Exons: 9
Coding region: 1-1131 (376 amino acids)
Biological process (GO): tRNA modification; transmembrane transport
Cellular component (GO): membrane
Molecular function (GO): transmembrane transporter activity; RNA binding
Source: RefSeq, a predicted model, not a curated record